Molecule: messenger RNA, 1035 nt
Organism: Penicillium arizonense
Lineage: Eukaryota; Fungi; Ascomycota; Eurotiomycetes; Eurotiales; Aspergillaceae
Exons: 4
Coding region: 1-1035 (344 amino acids)
Biological process (GO): regulation of DNA-templated transcription
Molecular function (GO): RNA polymerase II cis-regulatory region sequence-specific DNA binding; DNA-binding transcription factor activity, RNA polymerase II-specific
Source: RefSeq, a predicted model, not a curated record
AUGGCCCUAAACACUACGCCAACCAAAGCCACUUCUGCACAGAAAUACCCGUGUCCGAUGUGCAACAAGAAGUCAUUCAAAUCGAAAGAAGCCCUUGGGGAUCAUCAAAUUGCUCGACAUGCUCAUUCUUGUACUAAGUGCGAGGAGAGGUUCAACAGCGCGGAGAGCUUAGCUCAACAUAUGAAGGACAAGGAUCAUAACGCAAAGAAGGCAAAGGCACCGCCUCGGUCUGCAGCCCCAACACCACGGCCUAUACCAGCAAUGAUCCCUUGCACUAAAUGCAACAAGAAAUUCAUGAGCGCUGAUAGCCUAGCUCAGCAUCUGAAGGACAAAGACCACAGUAAACAGAAAGCGAAGACAAACUCAACACCAGUAAUUGCCACCAGAGACAAAUUACAAACAGCAACAUCUCAAGCAACGCAGCGAGAAGUCCACAAGCAAGAUCCUCAUCCGGUGAAGCCAACCCCAGCAAGUAACACAGAGCAACCACCUCCCAUCAAGGGAUCGAGUCAGGUUCACCAAAAGUCAACAAUUCUAGACCCCCUAGAACAAGAUCUACUCUUCAAGUACCUACUAGCAAGAUGCCACCCAACCCCCCGUCUCAAAGCACAAGGAUAUACCAUCCCAAAAGAAGAUGUCACAACAAACAACGCCAAAUGUCUGUACUCCGGCAUGCCGCAUACAGCACACGCCUACCCCGGCCCACCACACGCACCAUCCAAGAUACGGAAAGCCCUAGUCCUAACCACCAAAACAACGAAAACAAAUGACAUCGACACUAUCGAAUCCAUGACGGUCAUCGAUUUCCUAACCGGCGAAAUUCUGUACGACGGUAUACCACCACAAGAAUCGAUACAAAAUCAAAAUUUGGACGUAACGGAAGAUGGAAUCCGGCGGACGCGAGAUGUCUUAGACCAAUACGUGGAUGAGAAUACUAUUCUCGUAGGACAUGGCCUAAAUGAGGAUCUUAACGCCUUAAAUAUGGCUACGACGCAGAUUGUGGAUGUAGCGAUUGUGACCAGCGAGGCGAGCUGA